AUGACGGCCAACAGCAGCAGCUUUAAAGACCGCGAGGCGGCGCUCCUGCGCGAGCUCUCGGCCUUGUACACGAAGCUGAACGACGUGCGCGACAAGCGCGUCAAGGAAGAGCAGGAGAGCGGCGCAGGCGGCGCCAGUGCCAAUGCCAGCGCCGACGACGGCGCGAAAGGCGCGCGCCGUCGUCGCCGGGUGCUGCUCGUGACGCGGACGCUGCCGUUUUGGCUCGUGUCGGAAGACGCACAGUCGCAGUGGCGCGCCGAGUUCCGGGCGCACGCGAGUCUCGACGGCGCCAUGGAGCUGUUCCAGUCGCUGCACGACAGCUACGACUGUGUGUGGAUUGGCUCGGUGCAUGGCGAGAUUGAGCCCAGUGAACAGAACACGCUGAAGGAGCAGCUGCUGCAAGACCGCAAGUACUACCCCGUGUUUCUCGACGAGAAGCGGGAGAAGCUGUACUAUCAGGGGUUCUGCAAGACUGUGUUGUGGCCGCUCUUUCACUCGUGUCCACCGACAACGGACGAUCAGAUUGCGCAGCACGAGAUGAUGGAAGACGGACAAGAAGACGACUGGAGUAUGGAAAAAAUGUGGCAAGCGUAUGUUGCCGCGAAUCAGGCGUUUGCCGACGCGGUGCAAGAAGUGUACGAAGAAGGCGACUUGGUGUGGAUCCAGGGCUACCAUUUGACGUUAGUGCCGCAAAUGGUACGGAACUUGUUCCCGAACGACAAGGUCUGUCUGGGUUUCUUCAUGCACGUGCCAUUCCCGUCGGCCGAGCUGUACCGGAUCUUGAACAACCGGGAAGAGAUCUUGACUGGCAUGUUGGCCGCCGACUUGAUUGGCUUCCAGACGUCCGAAUACGCUCGACAUUUCCAGAGCGCGUGUGUUCGCAUAUUGGGACUCGAAAGCAGUCAGAAAGGCGUGGAAUUGAACGGACAUUUUGCGCUUGUUGUCGAUUGUCCAGUCGGGAUUGAUGUUGACAAGUACACUGCAAUGAUGCAAUCGGAAGCAGUUCAGGAGCAAAUGAAACAGCUGAAGAGUCAAUUUGCUGGAAAGAAAGUAAUCCUGGGUGUGGACCAAUUGGACCAAACAAAAGGACUCGUGCAUAAAUUGCUGGCAGUCGAAGAGCUGUUCAUCCAGAAGCCGGCGCUUGCGAAGAAGGUGGUAUUUUUGCAGAUCGUGACGGGUGCAACAGUGUUCGAGUCGGCGUUAGAGUCUCAGGUUGAGUCUCUCGUGUCUCGUAUAAACAGCAAGUUGCAAGACAUUGGUACUGAAGGCCCUGUGCAGUAUUUGCAUAAAGAGAUCGCUGUAGAGGCUCUGAUUGCGCUGUAUGCGUUAGCUGACGCGCUGGUGAUUACACCCAUUCGUGACGGUAUGAACACGAUUCCAUUCGGAUACGUAGUUUGCCGUGAAGCCACGAAAAAGCCUGCUCGUUUGAUUUUGAGCGAUUUCGCAGGAUGUGCGCAGGCGCUGGGCAAAGCGCGAAUCGUCAAUCCAUGGAAUACUCUGGACAUUACAAGUGCGUUGCUGGAGUCCCUCCACGAUAAUGAUGAAGUGGUGAGUGCUCACCAGCAUAUGUUCCGGUACGUGAGCUCCUUCACCUCUCGGCAUUGGGCAGACACCUUCCUGGACAAGCUUGACGAACGUCGUGAAGAAAGCGCUGUGUCGGUGUCAGGGCGCGAGCUGAGUCGUCGGGAUAUGACCUCAGCCUACUCGCGUUCAUCACGUCGAUUGAUUGUUAUCAACUACGAAGGCGUGCUUGCUGUUGAGGCGUCCAUUCCGGAACUAGCUUACCCACCACAAGAGCUCAUCUGGCAGCUGUCUAUGCUUACGAAUGACCCACGCAACGCUGUUGUUCUUGUGAGUGCACGCAGUACGUCAGUUUGCGACCAGUGGUUUGCUGAGCUAUCGGGAAAUAUCAUUCUCGCAGCCGAGUAUGGGGUCUACGUAAAGUGGUCGGGGGACAAAGAGUGCUGGCACUGCAUGAUACCGGAUAUGGAUAUGAGCUGGUGGGAACACGUCGUGCCGUUGUUGGAGUACUACACAGAGCGUACACCGGGUGCGUACAUUGAGCGAAAAGAUAGUUCGGUGGCGUGGCACUACCGUGAUUGCGAUUUGGAUCAUGGAUUAUGGCAAGCGAGUGAGCUCUUGGUCUCGUUGCGCGAGAUCACGAGGUACCUGCCGGUGUCUGUGUAUCCAGGCAAUCGGUAUCUGGAGGUGCGACCGCAGAAGGUUAGCAAAGCUGCACUCUUUGAGCGCAUAUGGGAGUUCAUGAAUUGGUCAUCGCUGUUUCCUCACAAAGAUCCAGUAACAACCGACUACUUCGGAGAGCCGGUGUACCCACCUCCGUCGCCAAUGAUGAGACCGCGCGGGUAUCGGACCGAGCUACCGAGUGAGAUCGAUUUAGCAGCACCGAUUCUGGACCAUGUGGAUUCCCAGCUCACAGGAUCUGGCGGAGAUCGAAAGGAUGUAGCGAUAUUCAGCGCUCGGGCCGACGCGGUGGUAUCCGGUCAACUGGACGGGGUAGACGGGUCGCAGCCAGUUGAUUUUGUUCUGCUGAUCGCAUCGGGUGACGACCGAACCGACGAAGACCUGUUUGCGUUUCUCGUGCCUCCGCCGAUCGAUCUUGAAGCAUACUCCCGGCAGCUCGAAAAGGAUGGCAUGUCUGACGCGCAACGAAGUGUUGCCAAAGAUGCGGAAUACAACGGAAAAGGAGUCGACUCGUCAACUGUUGGUGACGUCGGCAAUGACAUACCUAACAAGACGUUUCGACGACUGUCGGAACGAGAGUUAGGGUCCACACCGCUUGAUGAGUCAUCGGAAAAGCGACGUUCAUCUCUAGCCCGGCUCUCUUCGCUGCCAAAUGUUGGGGAAUCCACGAUGUCGGGAAAAGAUGUGUCAAGCAUGGUGUCGCGUGCAAAACCUCCGACACAUGAAGGUGGUGCGAAGAUGUUUCCAGUGUCGACGCACAACCGGUCGUACAACGCGCUCCGCAACGAAAUCACGGAGAGGAGCAAAUUGACGAGUCGCGACUUCCCACCGUCUGCCGCUUUGUUCAAGGCCAUGAAGGCGAAGUACGGCGAGAGUGUUGGCCUUCACAGACUUCCGGAUACUGUGGCAGCCUGUUGGGCGCUUGUUGGUCCUCCUGACACGCCUCUGAAGGCAGAGAAUGGUGCCAAACCACAAGACAGUAGUGGGCUGGCGUCCAUGGAAGAGAAUGUCUCCGUUGCUGACAAGUCGGCAGCAACUCAAGGCUCGAACGACGCGGCUGCAGGAGGUGCCAACACAAGCACGUCAGCCUGCAGCGGGCUGGCCGCCCUGCAGCCUGAUGGAAACGGCAGCGGUGAGAAUGGUGGCAACUCACUGAGAGGCAGUCGAGACCAGGCUCAGAGCACGGAACUCUGUGAAGGCAAAGUGAUGGAGCAAAGAGAAGUGGACGAUGGCCGGUACCGUUUCCCUGUGAACACAUUUGUUUGCACGCUCGGCCGCAAAGUCUCGCAGGCGCCGUACUACAUCAAGAACUCGGGCGAUUUGUUCCAACUUGUGCAAGAGAUGGGCAUGAGCAGCCACAUUCGAAAACAGCGCAUGCUUUCUGUGGACAGCACUGGGCACAGUUAG
Messenger RNA from Hyaloperonospora brassicae, 3609 nucleotides. Lineage: Eukaryota; Oomycota; Peronosporomycetes; Peronosporales; Peronosporaceae. The record is from the annotation of a GenBank genome assembly.